Molecule: messenger RNA, 8025 nt
Organism: Frieseomelitta varia
Lineage: Eukaryota; Metazoa; Arthropoda; Insecta; Hymenoptera; Apidae
Gene: hwt
Exons: 9
Coding region: 336-4619 (1427 amino acids)
Molecular function (GO): phosphotyrosine residue binding
Source: RefSeq, a predicted model, not a curated record
UGUCGAAACGAUCUACAAAGAAACUAAUCCCAAACAUGGGCUUUACUUCCCAUAACAGUUACACUGUAUACUUCGAUGAAGGACGUACGUGUUUCCGCGUGUUGAAGUUGUCUCACGUGUUCCCAUCACGAAGAAUUACAUAUGUAUGUAGUGGCGUAUGGUAAAGUUCAGUGUUCGCGCAUCGCUACAGGUGAGGACACGGAUGCGCGACGGUGAGGGUUGACGAGGGAUCGAGGGUGACGGAGCGAGCCGAAGUUAGCCGAGCUUGCUCGAAGCGAAUCGAGAGUGUCGAGUGGUGUGGGGCGUACGUUUGUCAGUCGCACGCCGGUCGUUGAAUGGAGCGGGUGUGGAGACGCGUACAAAGUGCCGGGCGUCGCGGUGCUGCAGCUCGCUGUGGCUGUCCUGUACAGCCUUGUCAGCUGCACGUGGACCAACGCGCGAAACGAGGAGGCGCCCGGAAAUCUCGCGGUGGGCCGCAGACGAUCGUGUGCAAUUGUCAAGUGCAGCCAUGCCCGGUACAUCCGGUACUGAUUAGGGUUCGUCGUACCCGGCCCGCGGUUGCCAACUGUGAUUGUCCACCGGAAUCGCAACCGUGUCCGCAUGUACCGCGCACAUCGGCUGUACGACGUGUACGAAGAUGCGACUGUCCAGAACGGCCUUGCCGACAUUCAGCAGGAAGCGGUGGUACGCGGCAUCGAGUGCUGGUCCAACCCUCUUCACCCACAUUUUCUCAAGCGAGCCAGUCGAACCAGCAGCAACAGCAACAGCAGCAGCCGUGCGAGUGCGCCGAAAGAAUAAACUGCACCCAUACAGGCGGCGGCGAGUGCGAGUGCGGCGAGGAAGCAAAGCCGUGCUCGCACACGGUCAGGCAACGCCGGUCGCGUCGCACGUGCGACUGCAGUGGAAGUGGCUCGCAACCGUGCAGCCAUAAGCCACAGCACGAAGGACGGAUUAAGCGUGUUAAGUGCCGCGUUAGGCGAGCCGGUUGCGCCAUGGCCAGGUGCACCGCGGAACUCGCGAUGUUACACCUGCACUGGGGCCUCGCCACCGAAUGUGCGCCAUGCAGACCGCGCGCACUCACGCGACGGCUCUGCAGGAGGCAGCAAAGCGACAAUGAACUCUACAGGAGCAACAGCUUCAAGUUUGAGCGAUUCGAGAGGAGCAAGGACGAGUGCGCGACCCCGUUGCGGAAACAGGUUUCCCUGUGCGACGAUUACAGUUUACCAGUCGAUUUCGUGAAUAAAAGACGUCCUGCGAGUGCCGCGGCUACAACAUCCACGGUUCAGUGGGCACUACCAAGUCCUACCAUCGAAAACCCGGAAGUCGAGGUUGUGGAACAAUACAGCGACCCGAGGGAUAGCAAGAACAAGGCGUACGUGGAGCCAGGAGCUGAGACAUCCCUGCCGACGAUCUACAGCAAAGUAAAUCGCAACUAUUGUCGACCUUAUACGGAUCCAUCGGCCUCAGGCUCCUCCUGCGAGGAUGACGAGGAUGGUCGUCGAGUGGACAUCAGAAAGCGCAAGAACAGCCUGUACGCGUCUUCCUCGACUCGCGCUCCGUCAGUAGACAGAGAGAGAGACUUGAACUCGACCGACGGGAUCGCUGCGGUGGACUGCGUAGCCCUGGUACAUCUCGCGGAUCAGUCGCCGACCGAGCCUAAUCAACCGGUCCGUCAUCCAUCGCCCUAUUACUACGGUGAUCUGUUCAAGGUACCGGAGCAAGUGAGCAAGUCGCAGCCGAACAGGUACAGAAAGAGCGUCAGUCUCGACGUACCGGGUGAACGUUCACGAACACCCGGUAUACCAAAGAGAAACUCGGUGGCGGGUGAUGGGGGUUCCUAUUCGUCUCAGCAACAACAACAACAACAGCAGCAGCAGCAGCAGCAGCAGCAGCUACAGUCGCAACAUUAUCAACAGCAGCAAUCACAGCAACAACAGCAGCUACAGCUGCAGUUACAGUUAUACCAGCAGCACUAUCCGUUACAAUCACAACAGCAUUAUCAAAGUCAGGAUCUAGUGAGCCCCACGUCGGGGAGCGAGCAUGCUGUCCCAGCCAGAAACGAGAUCCUCUCGUCGUGCAUCAUCACCGAGUGGGAUCACACCCUCAUGCCUCCGCAUCGACUGUUGAGCCAUGACCUACCGACCACCGUUUGCACUUGCGUCGCAUCGGCCGAAGAGGAGGAGGAUGAGCUAGAUCAACGGCAGCCGCAGCUAACGCGGCACCAGGUGCGCAAGCUACGCCGUACACGGAGGAUAGACCCGCAGCCGAUACUCGUCGAGGACGAGGACGACGUGGAGGGAGAGGACGAGGGUGAGGAAGAGGAGGAGGAGGACGUGGACGUGGAGCUGGAGGAAGACGAGGAAGAGAUGGCUAGGCAACGUCACCUCUACGAGACGGCCUUCGACUGCAAGGUCAAUCGCUCUGACGACGACCUCGACGACCUCGAUCGGGUUACCAAUCAUCCCGUGCUGCAUUCCCAGAUGAGAAGCAGCAGCGCGAUACCAGUAAGCAGAACGAGCUCGUCGACGGACACGUCGAAGCAGCAGCAGCAGCAGCAGCAGCAACAACAACAACAGCAACAGCAGCAAGCCCUGUACGCUGGUCAGUCCCACAGUAGCAAAGAUCGACGCAAGGUCGUACUUCUCCGCCCAAAACCAAUUCCGAGCCGUCUUCAGCAACAGCAGCAGCAGCAGCAGCAGCAACAGCAGCAAUCAGACAAUAUUUCUACUCUGUCCCAGGACAUCGAAUCCCUCCAGAUCAAUUCCAGCGACGAGAAAACCGGGUCGCCGAGAUUACCGGCCCGGGGUUAUACACCGUCGCCUCCAUCCACGGCACCGUUGCCCGCCAAAUUUCACGGCAACCGUGACCACUUGUUGUUGAACAUACGCAGCACGCCGAAUCUACCCUCGCAACCGGACCAUCCGCGCCUCAAGGAUCUCCGGCUGCCCGUCAAGUCUCUGCUGAGGGCGAAGGACUCGCCUCAAAGCAGCGAGGGCAGCAUCCUCGAGAUCAAAAGCAGACCGAAGAGUUUCGCUCAGGACAGCGUGUCGUUGGAGUCGUCUCAGGGGCGACGUUUCGACAAGGAGCUGAUCCUUGAGUUCAAAGGCAGGCCGCGGGAGGAGCGGCAACGACCGCGCAGCCUGAUCCGCGAGAGCAAACCGAUCAUGGAGUUCAAGGGCAGGCCCCACGAGGCCGAGAGCGAUCUGUUACGACCUCGCAGGGACGUCGGCCUGUUGGAGUUCAAGUUGCGGACUAGUAGACGCAGACCCGGGUAUUCGAGCACGGAGAGCAUGGCCACCAGCAGCAGCGGAGGUAGCAUGGAGUCGUUACGGAGCAGCACCAGCGAGGGCAACAGAUCCACUAGCAGCUCGGAGAGCCGUCACAGCACCAGUCUCAGCUCCCACAGCUCCGACAGCGGCAGCACCAAUUGCUACCAUCAUCAUCAGCAGCCGUCGAUGACCGCCUUCCUCACUCAUCACGCCAACAAGCUGCACAUACUGUCGCCGAUCUCUGACAAAUCGUCGCAGGAGCCCGCGUCCGAGACCUCCGACAACAAUCGCAACAACAACUCGCAGAAAGCAUCGCCGGAGGAGAACGUGACCACGGAGAACAACGUGACCGCGUCGAACAACACCAACACAAACACCGGCAACACCAACACCAACUCCGUGACAUCGCCGAUGGACACGUCGUUCAAGAAGAGGCGCACGCCGCAGAACAAGAAUCUGAUCAAUCUGGCGCUGCAGUCCUCGUCGUCGGGCGAUGCGGAGAUCCAGGGGUCGGACAGCGGUAUCUCGAUCGAGUCACGGGCCGGCAUCAAGUGCAAACCGUUCGGCUUCCACUUGUUGAAACCGCAGUUGGACAACAUCAAUCUCGUGGACAACGAGCCGGAGCUGUCCGAUCUGCCUUUCGACAUGCCGAAGCUGAGGAGGCGGCGGCUGCUCAUGCAGCAGGACGCCACCACGUCUGGCAGCGCGACCAGCGUCGAUCUCAGGGACCUGCCGUUCGACAUGCCGAAACUGAGAAGAAGGCUACGAUGCAUGCAGAGCACGGAAUCAAGCGGGUCUCAGGCAUCAUCCAGCCUGUCGAUGCGAGACGUCGAGCCGCCCGCGUUGUUCGGCGGCGGCCUGGCGCGUCCGAAGAUGACACUGAAUCUGGACGGUGGGAACGGGACGAACAGCGGUGGAAACGGCGGUCAGCUCGCGCCGAAAAAACCUGGCGGCCUGAGCCUUGGAUUGCCAUUGGAGAUUAGCACCGCCCGUGGAUCCGCCGAUCUGGUUGACGUGGAUCUUCCUCUCGAGAGGCAAGGAUGGUACCACGGAUCCAUUACGAGAAUCGAGGCAGAAGCUGUCCUCCGACUCCUCAGAGAAGGAAGUUACUUGGUGAGGAACAGCGAAUCGACCAAACAAGAUUACUCUUUAUCGUUAAAAAGUGCACGUGGUUUCAUGCACAUGCGUAUCCAGAAGAACGAGGAGCUGAACGCGUACAUACUGGGCCAGUUCAGCAAGCCGUUCGACAGUAUACCGGAAAUGGUUCGUCACUUCAGCGUGAACCGUCUUCCGAUACGUGGCGCCGAGCACAUGUGUCUUCUGCAUCCAGUUAUAGCUCAGCUUUUGUAGCGCAUCUAUCGCAGCGCCGUUUAAGGCGCUCCCCGACACUUUUUGAUAAUUCUUUUACCUUCGAACAAUACUCACAGAACCUGAACGAGUACUCUGAAAGUUAUUUAUAAGAGAGAGAGAGAGAGAGAAAGCGAGAGAGAGAGAGAACUGCUGUGCAUGGGGAAACGAUGUUCCGCAGGAAAAUCUAGAGUGGCGAACGCGAAGAUUUGGUACUUCCAUUGAAAAUUCUCAGUCUAGUCUCUGGCUAACUUUUUUCCCGAGCUUCCGUGGUCGAAUCGAGAGGGGAAACGAAGGGACAGCGAUCGAUCGAGACAAAACGAAACUUUAUUCACGAGAGGGUAAAACAAAACAAAACGAGAAAAAGGAAAGAGAGAAACAAAAACACAGUACAAAGCUUGCAAUUGGUGAGAAGUUUCAGUAGAGUUUAGCGAGCGACCUUCGAGUUAAUCCUGUUCGUUUACGUAAUCCUUUAACGAUCGCGCCGACGCUUGCUUCCACGCCCUAGCGGUAGCUUUCAUUAGCCGCGAGAAAAAAAAAAGAAUUAGUUGUCCCCACGAAAGAUAUUCAUUGCGACGCUUCGACGAUAUUGUUCCGACCCUUGGCGACGAGCUUCCGUUGUUUCUCGAGUAUUCGACGAAUAUUGGAAAAGGAGAAGCGUUUUUGUACCAAGAGAGGAACGUUGAAGGAUCGGAUCCGACGAACGUACGACGAAUGUUUUACAGUAUCUGUGCAGUGUAUCGUCUUCCCGCAAAACAGCAUCGCGCAAAUCUACCUCCUCGUUAGAGGUGUGCAUGUGUAUGUGUGUGUAGAAUUUAUUUUCCAGCGAGACGGAUCAAUUCCUUUCGCUCGAUUGAUCGACGAAGCGGUUUUCGCGCGAGAGGUUGCGUAACGAAAACGAAGAAAUCGACAAGGGAGGGAUGUUACCAAAAAGAAAAAAAAAAAAAAAAAAGAAGGAAAACUCUGGAUUUUCAGGAGGAUUUCAAUGUGUAAAGAGCGUGUGUAAACGUAUGUACAUGUAUAAGAUAUCGGGACGAGAGGCAGAAUUGUAAUUGCCCGAGUUGGUGGAUCGUCGUGGACUAUGGGAAGUAAUAUCGGAGCAGCACCGUGUAAGAGCUUUACAAAUAAUGGUUGUUCCUUGUGGCUCGUGGCGUGUUCGCGAGAAGCCGCGAGCCUCGCGUAAGAAGAAACUAUCGAUGGGAUCAGAGUCGUCGUACUACAAGCUGAUAAAAUCUAGAGAGACGUGAAGUAACACGUACUUACUUAGAUUUAGGUAAUCACGCGUGGUUGGCCAAUGUCGGCCGACUGCGACGAAGGAGCUGGAAGCCAAAGAAAAGUGUCGAGCCGUGUUUCUCGUUCGUGCGAGGAAGAAGCAAGAGUCAACGAGAGGAAACGAACGAGGUGACGAAGCGGUCACCGAAGCCGCGAUUCCAAUUGCCAAAGUUUACUGCUUUACACUUUGUCGUGUAAUCGUUUAGUCAGGGUUUUGGUUGUUCGUCGCCGUUGAUAAGCGAUUAGGCUCGGUAACGGUAAAUUGAUCGCCAGUUUACAUUUUUUACGUUGCAUGCACUGCGAAUCGAAACCGACGAAAGAGAGGAAUGGAAAUGGAGAGGCGAACGUGUGAUGAUAAUAUUUUUUCGUCCGGGUUGACCGAGUAGAGAAGAAGAGUGAGAAGAGAGUGAGAAGAGUGAGAAGAGUGACAGAGGAAAGAGAGACGCAGAAGCGAGUGAAGAUGAUCGAGGUCAGCCAGUCCGAACUACCGAUGGCUCGUCACUCGAGUCAUCCGUCCGACAGUCCCUUAUUUUUGGGAGAUUUUUGCAAAGAGGAGGGAGGCAACCGAUACAUAUUUUUUCAUGUGAUAUGAAUUUGUUACAGAGAUAGCCUAGUUUUCACCUGUGAUCUGUUACUUAGUUCCCUUUAUCCGUGUCUGUUGGUCGCUGUGUGCAAUAUUCUCGUACGUACGAUUAUGAUAACGAUAAUAAUACUGAUAAUGAUAAAUGAAUAGCGUGAUAGUGAAUUAAACGAUUUAGCGGUAACGGUGUAGCUGUUAAGUCGCUAUUGUAAUUUGGGUAAAUCAGCAACGACGCGCGAUUCAGCGCGACACGAGAGACGUCCGUGGUGUUACAAUAAUUAUCUCGAGGUAAGGAUUCGAUUCGCAACGGUUGUGAGCGAGCAUUUCUGUUGUUGGUCCAUCAACAUCUGCGAGUCCGAAAAAUGGCACGUAAUAACCCGAAAGAUCUUUCGACACUUGUCAUCGAUUAGACGUGAUCUAGAAUCCACAUCACACGUAGGCGAGUGCCAUAAUAAAAAGUGUCGGCAGUGUUUUUCAAUCAAGUGAAAUGAUUUUCCCAUUUUACGUUAUUUCGCUACGGAUACGUUCCAUUCCUAUGAUUUUGCUGGAAAUCACGCUCGAACGUGAUACUAGUUGUAGCGUUUAUUUAUUUUUUAAUUGUUUCAGUCAAACGCCUCUUCUCAUCAACGUUGUAUUUUGCCACUCUCUACCGUAACUCCUUCGAUUAGGUUCGAGUGUAAUACGUACGCGUUGUAUUUUAAGCUGCCAGUAUUAUUAACUGUAAUCGAUAAUGCAUAUCCAUGUUAAUAUUUAAGAAACAUUAUAUUGUCGCUCCCCCCUCCCCCUCCCCCUUCCCCGCCCUUAACGAAUGAUUAUGAGAAAAAGGAAAAGAACUAUAAUCUCUCUGUACGUACAUAUUUAUUUGGCGUUCUAUUUAUUGCAUUGUGUCGUUCUAAGCCGAUGAUCUUACUGUCAUGGUUCCGUGUAUACUGUUGAUUUUAAUCGUAAGAUCAUAGCGUGGUAAUUCGUGGUAAUCUUAUUAUUAUUAGGUAUUUAGCGAAACGUAGAGUAAAAAGUAAAAAAGAAAAAAAAAAAAAAGAAAUGCCAUUCACCAAAAUGAACAAAAAAAAAAACCCCCAAAAAAAAGAACGUGAUGUAAGAACAAGACAGUCGUAAAUUAUGUGGUAGAUACUAACUUGUAGAUACUUCCUGUACCUUGAAAUUUAUAUGAAGUAGCAUUUAGCUCCUACGUGUACAUCAUUAUACGUAUACGUGGAUAUUCUAUUAUUAUUACCAGGAAACACUAGCGCGUAGUCCGUUUUGUAGGAGGUGCGAUCGAACGUCAAAUCGGAAGCAAUCGAAAGGGGAACGGGAAACAAGAAAAUAAUCGACGUAAAGAUUCGAGCGCUGUGUACACUCAUUAUGUUGUAAACGGUAUUCGAACGGUGUGACGUGCAAUAAGCGAGAGAAAGCGAUUCUAGUGAGUGGUGUGAUUCGGUAUUUUUGUUUUAGCAUGACAGACCACCGAUGUUCCAAAAUCGAUUUCACUAGAUAGUCUUGUGUACUCCGAAACUCCCUCUUAAUAAUAAAACAUUUAAUAAAAUAGCGUUCUUCGUA